This is a messenger RNA of Prunus avium (sweet cherry), 684 nucleotides long. Lineage: Eukaryota; Viridiplantae; Streptophyta; Magnoliopsida; Rosales; Rosaceae. The record is from RefSeq and is a predicted model, not a curated record.
AAGAAAAAAAUACAAAAAGAAAGAAAAAGGCAAAAGAGAGAGGAAAACUUCAGGGAGUGCCAGACUCCUGAUUUCCACCGAGUAGGUGCAAGAGAGACAAUCUCGAUAGCUUUCAUCAAUGGCGGGCGUAUCUCUGAAGUGCGGGGACUGCGGGGCUCUCCUGAAGUCCGUGGAGGAAGCCCAAGAGCAUGCCGAGCUUACCUUCCACUCCAACUUCUCUGAGUCAACCGAAGCUGUUCUCAACCUCGUCUGUUCUUCUUGCGGCAAACCAUGCCGAUCCAAAACCGAAAGUGAUUUGCAUACCAAAAGAACGGGGCAUACUGAGUUUGUUGAUAAGACUGCGGAUACAGUAAAGCCGAUAAGUUUGGAGGUUCCAAAGGUGACAGCUUCAGAGUCCGAAGACGCUGUUGGUGCAAGUAGCCAGGCAGAAGAAAUGGUUGUUCCAGAGGUUGACAAAAAGCUGCUUGAGGAACUCGAAGGAAUGGGAUUCUCAACAGCGCGGGCAACCCGUGCACUUCACUAUUCUGGUAAUGCUAGCCUGGAGGCUGCAGUCAAUUGGGUGGUUGAACAUGAGAAUGAUCCAGACAUAGAUCAAAUGCCUUCAGUACCAGUCAACACCAAAGUUGAGGCUCCAAAACCUUCUCUCACGCCAGAGCAAUUGAAAGCCAAGCAACAAGAGCUUAG